Molecule: messenger RNA, 2516 nt
Organism: Tinamus guttatus (white-throated tinamou)
Lineage: Eukaryota; Metazoa; Chordata; Aves; Tinamiformes; Tinamidae
Gene: BCR
Product: BCR activator of RhoGEF and GTPase
Biological process (GO): intracellular signal transduction; protein phosphorylation; positive regulation of GTPase activity
Cellular component (GO): membrane
Molecular function (GO): protein serine/threonine kinase activity; GTPase activator activity; guanyl-nucleotide exchange factor activity
Source: RefSeq, a predicted model, not a curated record
CGCGCCGAGGAGCAGAGGCGCCACCAUGACAUGAUGCCCUACAUCGAUGACUCGCCGUCGUCCUCGCCCCAUCUCAGCUCCAAGAGCCGGGGCAGCCGCGACACCCUCUCCUCAGGGUCUCUGGAGUCCACGAAAUCAAGUGAACCAGACUUGGAGAAAGGCUUGGAGAUGAGAAAAUGGGUCCUGUCGGGAAUCCUGGCUAGUGAGGAGACCUACCUGAGCCACCUGGAAGCUCUGCUGCUGCCUAUGAAGCCUUUGAAAGCAGCUGCCACCACUUCCCAGCCUGUGCUGACUAGCCAGCAGAUCGAGACCAUAUUCUUCAAAGUGCCUGAGCUCUACGAGAUCCACAAAGAGUUCUACGAUGGGCUCUUUCCACGAGUGCAGCAGUGGAGCCAUCAGCAGCGUGUCGGGGACCUCUUCCAAAAGCUGGCCAGCCAGCUGGGAGUGUACCGGGCCUUCGUGGAUAACUACGAGGUGGCCAUGGAGACGGCCGAGAAGUGCUGCCAGGCCAACGCGCAGUUUGCCGAGAUCUCGGAGAAUCUAAAGGCUAGAAGCACAAAGGAGUCUAAAGAUCAGACGACGAAAAAUUCCUUGGAAACUCUGUUAUACAAGCCAGUGGACCGGGUGACGCGCAGCACGCUCGUCCUGCACGAUUUGCUGAAGCACACUCCAGUGACCCACCCUGACCAUCCCCUCCUGCAGGACGCGCUGCGGAUCUCGCAGAACUUCCUCUCCAGCAUCAACGAGGAGAUCACUCCCCGCCGGCAGUCCAUGACCGUGAAGAAGGGGGAGCACCGGCAGCUCCUGAAGGACAGCUUCAUGGUGGAGCUGGUUGAGGGGGCUCGCAAACUGCGACACGUCUUCCUCUUCACUGAUCUCUUCCUCUGUGCCAAGCUCAAGAAGCAGAUUGGAGGGAAAAGCCAGCAGUACGACUGCAAAUGGUACAUCCCGCUCACGGACCUGAGCUUCCAGAUGGUGGAUGAGUCUGAGGCAGUGCCCAAUAUCCCACUGGUACCUGAUGAGGAGCUGGAUGCCAUGAAGAUCAAGAUAUCCCAGAUCAAGAAUGACAUCCAACGAGAAAAGAGGGCCAAUAAGGGCAGCAAGGUCAUUGAGAGGUUGAAGAAGAAGCUGUCGGAGCAGGAGUCCCUCCUGCUGCUGAUGUCUCCCAACAUGGCUUUCCGGGUACACAAUCGCAAUGGCAAGAGUUAUACAUUCCUCAUUUCGUCGGACUAUGAAAGGGCAGAGUGGAGAGAGAACAUCCGGGAACAGCAGAAGAAAUGUUUUAAAAGCUUCUCGCUCACGUCAGUGGAGCUCCAGAUGCUGACAAACUCCUGCGUGAAGCUGCAGACAGUGCACAACAUUCCCCUCACUAUCAAUAAGGAAGAUGAUGAGUCGCCAGGUCUCUACGGAUUCCUCAAUGUCAUUGUCCAUUCUGCCACGGGAUUCAAGCAGAGCUCGAACUUGUACUGCACAUUAGAGGUGGAUUCUUUUGGGUAUUUCGUAAACAAGGCUAAAACUAGAGUCUACAGGGACACCACGGAGCCCAACUGGAAUGAGGAGUUUGAGAUUGAGCUGGAAGGCUCCCAAACUCUGCGGAUUCUCUGCUAUGAAAAGUGCUACAACAAAACCAAGCUCACCAAAGAGGAUGGAGAGAGCACGGACCGCAUAAUGGGGAAAGGGCAGAUCCAGCUGGACCCACAGGCAUUACAGGACAAAGACUGGCAGCGCACAGUCAUCUCAAUGAACGGGGUUGAAGUGAAGCUGUCGGUGAAGUUUACCAGCCGGGAAUUCAGCCUGAAAAGGAUGCCGUCCCGCAAGCAGACAGGGGUCUUUGGGGUCAAGAUUGCUAUCGUCACCAAGAGGGAGAGAUCCAAGGUGCCCUACAUCGUGCGCCAGUGCGUGGAGGAGAUAGAGCGGCGAGGAAUGGAGGAGGUGGGCAUCUACCGCGUCUCCGGGGUCGCCACCGACAUCCAGGCUUUGAAAGCCGCCUUUGAUGUCAAUAACAAAGACGUGUCAGUGAUGAUGAGUGAAAUGGAUGUUAAUGCCAUUGCAGGCACAUUAAAACUUUACUUCCGAGAACUGCCUGAACCCCUCUUCACAGAUGAAUUGUAUCCCAACUUUGCUGAGGGAAUUGCACUUUCAGACCCUGUUGCAAAGGAAAGCUGUAUGUUGAAUCUAUUGUUAUCGCUUCCAGAACCCAACCUUGUUACAUUCCUUUUCCUUCUGGACCAUCUAAAAAGGGUUGCUGAGAGGGAAAGCAUUAACAAGAUGUCCCUGCAUAACCUUGCAACUGUCUUUGGACCAACGCUGCUGAGACCUUCCGAGAAGGACAGUAAAAUCCCUGCCAACCCUACCCAGCCUAUAACGAUGACUGAUAGUUGGUCACUAGAAGUCAUGUCCCAGGUUCAAGUCCUUCUGUACUUCUUGCAGCUAGAGACUAUCCCUACCCCAGACAGCAAGAGGCAAAGCAUCCUCUUUUCCACAGAGGUAUAGGUACCUGUGGCACCGACAGGACU